This is a messenger RNA of Aspergillus tanneri, 624 nucleotides long. Its product is annotated as H/ACA ribonucleoprotein complex subunit GAR1/NAF1. Lineage: Eukaryota; Fungi; Ascomycota; Eurotiomycetes; Eurotiales; Aspergillaceae. Gene Ontology annotation, biological process: ribosome biogenesis; snoRNA guided rRNA pseudouridine synthesis. Gene Ontology annotation, molecular function: box H/ACA snoRNA binding. Gene Ontology annotation, cellular component: box H/ACA snoRNP complex. Bases 1 to 624 code for a protein of 207 amino acids. The record is from RefSeq and is a predicted model, not a curated record. The transcript has 6 exons.
AUGUCUUUUCGAGGGGGUCGUGGCUUUGCCUCUGGUGCCAACCGCGGUGGAAGUUUCGGUGGCCGUGGUGGCCGCGGAGGCUUCCAGCAGCAGUCAUUCGGCCCACCUGCACAGGUUCUAGAACUGGGAUCGUUCAUGCAUGCUUGUGAAGGCGAGAUGGUUUGCGAAUCGGUCAACCCCAAAAUCCCAUACUUCAACGCCCCCAUCUACCUGGAGAACAAGACGCCCAUCGGGAAGAUCGACGAGGUCCUAGGUCCCAUAAACCAAGUUUAUUUUACCAUCAAACCCCAGGAAGGAAUUGUCGCUACCUCGUUCAAGCCGGGCGACAAGGUCUACAUCGGUGGAGAUAAGCUACUUCCUUUGGAAAAGUUUCUUCCCAAGCCUAAGGCCCCACCAGGUGCUGCGAAGCCCAAGAGGGCUGGUGGUGCCAGGGGCGGCAUGCGUGGUGGACGAGGCGGUGGACGCGGUGCUCCGCGUGGCGGUUUCUCCCGUGGCGGCAGCGGUGGUUUCUCUAGGGGUGGUGGCAGAGGAGGACCUCGCGGUGGUGGUUUCUCCCGUGGUGGCAGCGGUGGUUUCUCCAGAGGAGGUGGCAGAGGAGCACCUCGUGGAGGCUUCCGACGUUAG